Epinephelus fuscoguttatus (brown-marbled grouper) is the source of this 1990-nucleotide messenger RNA. RefSeq names its product chaperonin containing TCP1, subunit 2 (beta) (gene cct2). Bases 52 to 1659 code for a protein of 535 amino acids. The record is from RefSeq and is a predicted model, not a curated record. Lineage: Eukaryota; Metazoa; Chordata; Actinopteri; Perciformes; Serranidae. Gene Ontology annotation, cellular component: cytosol; chaperonin-containing T-complex. Gene Ontology annotation, biological process: protein folding. Gene Ontology annotation, molecular function: ATP hydrolysis activity; ATP binding; ATP-dependent protein folding chaperone. The transcript has 16 exons.
CACUCCCCUGCCCAGCCCUUCUUCUGUGUGCGUGCACGAACCACAGACAUCAUGGCGUCCUUAUCGAUGGCCCCGGUCAACAUCUUCAGACAUGGAGCUGAUGAAGAGAAAGCUGAAACUGCACGACUGUCUUCCUUCAUCGGCGCCAUCGCUAUCGGCGAUCUGGUGAAGAGCACUCUGGGUCCAAAGGGGAUGGACAAGAUCUUGCUGGGCGGAGGGAAGGCAGGUUCAGUGACGGUGACUAAUGACGGAGCGACCAUCCUGAAAGCCAUCGGAGUCGACAACCCCGCCGCAAAAGUUCUGGUUGACAUGUCGAAGGUUCAGGACGAUGAGGUUGGAGACGGGACGACCUCCGUCACCGUGCUCGCCGCAGAGCUGCUCCGGGAGGCGGAGCUUCUGAUCGCCAAGAAGAUUCACCCACAGACCAUCAUCGCCGGCUGGAGGAAGGCGACUCAAGUUGCCAGAGACGCUCUGAGGGAGGCUGCCGUGGAUCACAGCAACGACCCGGCUCGAUUCCAGGAGGACCUUCUGAACAUCGCCCGGACGACGCUGUCCUCCAAACUGCUGACUCACCACAAAGAUCACUUCUCCCAGCUGGCCGUCGACGCCGUCAUGAGGCUGAAGGGCUCUGGCAACCUGGAGGCCAUCCACGUCAUCAAGAAGCUGGGAGGCAGCCUCACUGACUCCUACCUGGACGAAGGUUUCCUGUUGGACAAGAAGAUCGGAGUGAACCAACCCAAGAGGCUGGAGAACGUCAAGAUCCUGAUCGCCAACACCGGCAUGGACACAGACAAGAUCAAGAUCUUUGGCUCCAGGGUUCGUGUCGACUCGACAGCGAAGGUUGCAGAGAUCGAACUCGCAGAGAAAGAGAAGAUGAAGGAGAAAGUAGACCGAAUCCUGAAACAUGGAAUCAACUGCUUCAUCAAUAGACAGUUGAUCUACAACUAUCCAGAGCAGCUGUUUGCUCAGGCUGGUGUCAUGGCCAUCGAGCACGCUGACUUCGUCGGCGUGGAGCGCCUUGCUCUGGUCACUGGAGGAGAAAUCACUUCCACCUUCGACCACCCCGAGCUGGUCAAACUCGGUCACUGCAAGCUGAUCGAGGAGGUGAUGAUCGGAGAGGACACACUCAUCCACUUCUCUGGAGUCGCCAUGGGUGAGGCGUGCACCAUCAUCCUGCGAGGAGCCACUCAGCAGAUUCUGGACGAGGCCGAGCGCUCGCUGCACGACGCUCUGUGUGUGUUGGCUCAGACUGUGAAGGAGCCACGCACCGUCUACGGAGGAGGCUGCUCUGAGAUGCUGAUGGCCAAGGUGGUGACCGAUCUGGCCAACAGGACGCCAGGAAAGGAGGCGGUCGCCAUGGAGUCUUUCGCCAAGGCUCUGAGGAUGCUGCCGACCAUCAUCGCCGACAACGCCGGCUACGACAGCGCUGACCUGGUGGCUCAACUGAGAGCUGCUCACCAGGAGAACAAGACCUCCUUCGGACUGAACAUGUCUGAAGGUGUGAUCGGCAACAUGGCGGAGCUGGGCAUCACAGAGUCCUUCCAGGUGAAGCGUCAGGUGCUGCUGAGCGCGUCUGAAGCCGCUGAGAUGAUCCUGAGAGUCGACAACAUCAUCAAAGCUGCGCCCAGGAAGAGAGUUCCGGACCAUCACCCCUGCUAGAGGAAGAGGAGGAUGAAGAUGACGAACGGGGGAGGGAUCAGUUUUGUUAUUUAUGGCCUCUGUGUAGAUCAAAUUUGAAGAAACGCUCCGCUGUCCUUUUUCUCUGUUAAUCUCACUGUGGACGCCGGCUAACGCUAGCACCACCCAACACUGUGUCAGUGGGAAGUGUGGAGCUAAUGUGACGUGUUGGUGAUGCUAACGUUAGCUCAGGUUACAGCACUUGCUGGAGGCUGGUUGUGCUAACGUUGGCCGGUUUGUGCCGAUUAUGACGGAAGUUUGGACGUUGUUUGUUUUUGUUUACUGAAAAUAAAAAAAACAAUCCUCACCAGUA